GGAGGGAGGGAGGAGGUCCUCUUUCUUUCCCUCCCUGCCAAGUCUGCAUCCUCCUUUGCUUGCAUCAGUCCCGCGUUUGGGAAAGAGGCGAGGAUGUCGCCCACUUCCCCUCAGACUUAGCCGGCAACUCGAGGCAGCGCUUCUUUCUCCCCCUUCUCCUCCCCUCUUUGGAAAGGCGUCAGGAAUUUCUUUUUUUGAGAGGGGGGAGCAACUCUUUUCCCAGAAGGAGGCAAGCAAGGAAAAGGGGAGACCUUGGAAAGAAGAGGAGGAGGAGGCAGAGAGAGCAAGGAGCCCCUCAGCCGGAGGAGUUGGCGGCGAAGGGGUGAUGGUGCCGCUCUCACAAAAGCCCAAGGCAAUGCUUUCCAGGUAGAAGAACAGCAGGAGAAUUAGAGGAAGACUUUAUUUUAUUCUCUCUGCCUGGAAAGAAAGAUUUUCUCCAGCAAACUGGACACUCUGGUCCCUCUCCAUGGAUAAAGGACACAUAUUACCGCAAGACUUCUGGGAGCUGCUGCAUUGUCUGAGGAUGAGGAGCAAGUAUGCCAUCCUCCUGGUGUUUGUAGUAGCACUUGUCAUAAUUGAGAAGGAGAACAACAUCAUAUCAAGGGUGUCAGACAAGCUGAAACAGUCUCCACAAUCCCUGAUUGAAGCCAAUAGCACAGAUCCUGGCUUGGAACUGUCAGAAAACGGUUCCCUCCUGUCCCUCAGUGAGCUGGAUUCGGCUUUCUCACAGCUCAGGAGUCGACUUCAGAACGUCACGUUGCAGCUUGGAGGAACUAGAGAACCACCACUAGCAGCAGCUAAAGGAACAAGGAAACAUGUGCUCUUGAUGGCCACAACUCGCACCGGUUCCUCCUUUGUAGGGGAAUUCUUCAACCAGCAGGGUAAUAUUUUCUACCUCUUUGAGCCAUUGUGGCACAUUGAAAGAACCGUAUCCUUUGAGCCUGGUGGUGCCAAUGCUGUGGGGUCAGCCCUUGUCUACCGAGAUGUUUUGAAGCAGCUCUUCCUUUGUGACCUCUACAUCUUGGAGAACUUCAUUAUCCCCUUCCCAGAGGGUCACCUGACACAGUUUAUGUUUCGGCGUGGUUCGAGCCGCUCGCUGUGCGAGGAGCCUGUCUGCACGCCUUUUGUCAAGAAGGUCUUUGAGAAGUAUCACUGCAAGAAUCGUCGCUGUGGCCCUCUAAAUGUGACUUUGGCCACAGAGGCCUGCCUGCGCAAGGAGCACAUGGCCCUUAAGGCAGUGCGGAUCCGGCAGCUGGAGUUCUUGCGGCCUCUAGUUGAAGACCCUCGGCUGGACAUGAAGAUAAUCCAGCUGGUACGGGAUCCUCGGGCAGUGCUGGCUUCUCGCAUGGUAGCCUUCUCGGGUAAGUAUGAAACCUGGAAGAAAUGGGCGACGGAGGGUGCAGCGUCCCUUAAUGAGGAGGAGGUGCAGAGGCUGCGGGGGAACUGUGAGAGCAUCCGGCUCUCAGCUGAACUCGGUUUGAGGCAGCCAGCCUGGUUACGGGGUCGCUACAUGCUGGUCCGCUAUGAGGACAUUGCCAGGUCUCCCCUCCAAAAGGCUAAGGAGAUGUACAAGUUCACAGGCAUCACCAUUACCCCCCAGGUAGAGGAGUGGAUCCGGAAGAAUACUCAGGCACCUCAGGAUAGCAACGGCAUCUACUCCACCCAGAAAAACUCUUCUGAACAAUUUGAAAAAUGGCGGUUCAGCAUCCCUUUCAAGCUGGCCCAAGUGGUGCAAAAUGUCUGCAGUCCAGCCAUGAAACUGUUUGGCUACAAGCUGGCCAGCAGUCCCGAGGUUCUUACAAAUCGGUCCAUCAGCUUGCUAGAGGAGGAGAGAAGGACCUUCUGGGUCACGUAAAAGUGGCUCUUGUGGCUAGAUUUUCCCCAUAUUGUAGUGUUCUGUGGAGCUGAAAAAGCCAGAAUGAAGACAUCAUUGGGAAAAGGAAUACAUAGAAGAAAGACUUGAAGAGGAAGGCAUCUGUGGCUAGCUUUUUUUGAGCUUCUGGCAUGUCUUCUGUUCUUUCUUCAAGCACAGUGCUUUCUGCUUUUCCUGGGAGCAGCUGUUAUGUUCCUGACUUAUUUGAGGCUUUUUCAUUUGGUUGUCAAAUGGUCAAAGUCUUAUCAAUAUGAAUGGACACAGAAUACAGAGAUCCAAUCUCUUUACCUCAUAUCCAUGUCCUCCUCAGUGGAAGCAUUGACUAUUCCUCACAACACAUCCAAAGGGGGAGUGAGACAAUAUUCUAUUUUUGAAAAUACAUUUACACUUUUAAAAAAGAGAAAGGAGAAAUUCCAUGAAAAAGCAGAAUGUUGCACUGAUAUUGCCUGAGGCAGCCUUAAAGGACUUGUCAAGCAGAUGUUUGAAAAGUAUGGUGAAGCAGG
Anolis sagrei ordinatus is the source of this 2376-nucleotide messenger RNA. RefSeq names its product carbohydrate sulfotransferase 3 (gene CHST3). Gene Ontology annotation, cellular component: trans-Golgi network; Golgi membrane. The record is from RefSeq and is a predicted model, not a curated record. Gene Ontology annotation, biological process: carbohydrate metabolic process; N-acetylglucosamine metabolic process. Gene Ontology annotation, molecular function: chondroitin 6-sulfotransferase activity; N-acetylglucosamine 6-O-sulfotransferase activity. Lineage: Eukaryota; Metazoa; Chordata; Lepidosauria; Squamata; Anolidae.